Messenger RNA from Protopolystoma xenopodis, 426 nucleotides. Lineage: Eukaryota; Metazoa; Platyhelminthes; Monogenea; Polystomatidea; Polystomatidae. The record is from the annotation of a GenBank genome assembly.
AUGUGUUCCGCUAGUUCUGAUCGUUCGGUAUCCGAUGCCGGCGAAACGUUUGAGAAUGUACCAAGUCCACUGUCUGAUGCUGGGAAUGAUGACAACCACUACGGCAGACGACUUCGGACUAGAUGCGUUCUACUAAGUCGCCCUGGCAACAAGACCAAGUUGGGACAACGAGUCAAUCGACUAGAGCGGCCAAUCAACAGAGCCUGGAGUGCUACCGGUGCUGCUGUCUACGUCACCAAGACAACAGGGUCGGACACGACCGAGGCCUUGCAGAAUGCACCUCAUAUCCAUCGGCAUGAAGCCGGUUGGCGGACAAAACAAAGGCAAGAUGGCCGAAAUGCGAGCAAAGCCCACAAUUUAGUCGUUUCCAGCGUUGCCCAGGAGAAGAAGGUUGCCAUCGGACUUGGGAAGAAUGAGGAAUAUUAG